Molecule: messenger RNA, 2337 nt
Organism: Maniola jurtina (meadow brown)
Lineage: Eukaryota; Metazoa; Arthropoda; Insecta; Lepidoptera; Nymphalidae
Gene: Vps51
Product: vacuolar protein sorting-associated protein 51 homolog
Exons: 1
Coding region: 156-2258 (700 amino acids)
Biological process (GO): retrograde transport, endosome to Golgi; endocytic recycling; lysosomal transport
Cellular component (GO): EARP complex; GARP complex; membrane
Source: RefSeq, a predicted model, not a curated record
UGAACUCUGAGUUAUCUUUAUUUUUGUGAUUUGUUGUUUUUGUAGUAAGAGCAAUUAUCAUUUUAAAGAAAAUUAUGUUUAUUUAAUUUGUGGUAAGUUUAAUAUUGAUUGCAAAAUACUACACUGGUUUUUUAAGGUUUAACUACUUUUUUGAAAUGUCUGAAUCGUGUAAGGACAACGAAAACCCUCUAGACAUCGACGGAAGCAACUUUAAUUCUGAAAUGUAUUUAGAGUGUCUUCUAAAAUGCGCUACACUUCGCCAAGUUAUGGACAAGGAAGCCGAAGUCGUCACCCAAAGCCAGUUUCUGCAAUCUGAAAUGCAAACGUUAGUUUAUGAAAAUUAUAACAAGUUUAUAUCGGCCACAGAGACUGUCCGUAAAAUGCGUUCGGAUUUCCAAAUUAUGCAGGAGGAAAUGAAUAAAUUAAGCGAAAAUAUAAGCAAUAUUACUCAGUUUAGCUCUAAGAUAUCCGAUAAUUUAAAAGAAAGUGGUAAUAAUGUCAAUAGAUUGUGUAGCACGCGACAGUUACUGGAUAAGCUACAGUUUGUAUUUCUAUUGCCAACUCAAUUAAAUAAAGCGAUUGAAGAAAACAGAUAUGUCGACGCAGUACAUGAUUACACUCAUGCCCAAAGAGUUCUACAAAAGUAUGGCGACCAACCAUCUUUUCAGAGCAUACAAACUGAAUGUUCAGAAAUAAUUUGUGACUUGAAAAAGACACUCCGAGAAAGGCUUCUUACCCCUGACACAUCAGCCUCAGAAUUAGCUGAAAGUGUGGGCUUAUUAAGACAACUACAGGAAUCAGAUUCCUCAUUACAGGAUAUAUUUUUAACCUGCGCUGAAAGUAGACUGGAACAGCACUUGAAAAGUUUAAGUGCUAUUGUGGAAAAUGUAGACAUAUUAGAAUGGGUGGAGAAAUGUAAUAAUACACUAUUGGCUGACUUAGGUAUUGUUAUUUCAUGCUACCACGAUAUAUUCCAAGACAGUGAAAAUGUGAACCUUCCAGAAUUUGCAGAUAGAGUAACGACACAACUGUUCCAUCUCUUCCAAGAUGUAGUUAAAAAACCUGAGAAUAUAGGCACAGAAAUAUUAAUCAGAGGCUUAGAUAAGUUUUUCAGAAAACUGCAAGCAAUGUCUGAAAUUAUCUCAAGUGACACAGUUUCCAAUAAAGCUCAGGAUGUUGUUAUCCAAUGUAUCGACCACAAGGCUUCUAUGCAAUAUCAAACUAUACAGACACAGUUCAAAGAAAAUCUCAUGAGAGUACGACAAUCUCUGGCCAGCAAGGGCACUGAGACUGCUGAUCUCAAAGACAUUUUGAACUCCCUACAAAUACAUUUGAUGCAGAAAGUCCAAGCUUCUUUACUAGAUUUGAUGGCAUUUCUUCAAAACAAUCUUUCAUUUGGCUUAAAACAGUGGUGCGGUAAAGCAGUAGCUGAUGCAUGCUGGACUGUCAUCUCCGAAACCUUAAUAAAUCUCUCUGACAUGGUGAAAAACAUGGCUUCCAUGCAAACAUCAAAUAAUAUACCGUUUGAACUGCUCUUGAUACUUGCAAAAUUAUGUUUGGAGAUGCAAGAAAAUGGAGUGACAACAUUACAUACACACCUAUUAAAACUUUUGGAGGAAUCUGCACCGGGGUUGAAAGUAAAGGAUAAAGACACUAAUAAUGUAAUGGUUAACUUGUCGACAGCAGCUCAAACUGCUUUGGAUUCUGAGGUUGUCUUCAUUGGGCAGAUGGCAGCUCAGAUGUUGAGAGUAUCUGUAUUAGCUAGGGACUGGUUGAGGGCGCCCGAACCUCGAGGUCCUAGGGCUGUAUGUAGGCGUGUGGUAGAAACCCUUGCGAGCGCAGAUACGGCUGCGUCACAACUCUUCCCUACAAGUAUUAAACCGUCAAGUGACUCAAGUCGGAGAACUAUUUGGUCACGUGCCCCAUCAUCGUUUUCGCCUAUAAAUCGCAUAUUUUCGGAGCGAAUCGAGGUUUUUAGCCCCGCUGGCGCAGAUCGGGCCGCUUUGUCAAAUGGAGCAUUAAAAGUAGCACUAAAAGCACUCGUCGAGUGUGUAAGACUGCGAACAUUUAGUCGCCAUGGGUUGCAACAGUUACAAGUUGAUGUGCAUUUUCUCCAGCAAAGAUUAUCAUGUAUGGGGAAUGAUGAAAGGUUGCUGAAUGCUUUGUUGGAAGAUGCUUUAGCGUCGGCCCAAAUACGAUGUGUUGAUCCACAACUUAUGGAACCGAGUAUUGUAGAUAUUAUAUGUGAACGAGGUUAAGUUGUAAACUAAUAUUAUUAAUCUAAGUGUACUAUGUAUUUCGAUAUAAGAGCAUCUAUUAAACUAAUAUAUAUCGCAA